Puccinia triticina is the source of this 1509-nucleotide messenger RNA. RefSeq lists its product as uncharacterized. The coding region runs from base 1 to 1509 and encodes 502 amino acids. NCBI's taxonomy places the organism in Eukaryota, Fungi, Basidiomycota, Pucciniomycetes, Pucciniales, Pucciniaceae. The record is from RefSeq and is a predicted model, not a curated record. The transcript has 4 exons.
AUGUUUUUGUUAAUGAAAAGAUUUGCCCUGCUCUUUCUGCUUCUUCCGAGUGAAAAUUGUACACCUAUGGGAUUGCGGGAUAUUCAAUUCGGGGAAAAGGUUGAGACGUUAAACCAUGCAAACGAAAUGGAAUGCAGCAAGAAGAAAUUCAUGUUCAAUCCACAAUUAGAAUCACAGAAGAAAGACUGGCAAUCAAUGAUACAGUCUUACAAUUUAUUUAUAGGAUACACUGAUGAAAUGAAGGAGAAAAUAAAUGAUGAGCAAUUGGAAAAUGAAGUUCAACUGAGUAAUUUGAAACCCAUGGAUGAUGUGGGUGAGACAUUGAUCAUGUGUCACAAUUACCUUAUUCAUAUUUUUGGAGUUCCAGGAAAGUCAUACCAAGAUUCUUUGGGUACAAACAGUGAUCCAUUCAAAAGGCUUAAACAAGAUGAAGUUCAAUACAACAGGUCAAUCUAUAAACUUGUUUUGGGUUUGGAAACUCCAAUGCAAAUGCCUAAGCCUCUCCAUCAUGUACAAAUGGCUGUUAAUAACUGUGUCUUACAGACCCUAGGCUACAUACGUAGAUACAACCUUGCUCCAGCUGUUGUGGCUAAAGAAAUUAAUAGCUUAUACAAGAGUCGGAGUGGUAUAGAAUGGCUCGCAAAAACCUCUAUACAAAUAUUCAGAAAAGAUACAAUGUUUCAUAAUGCUUAUCAUGUAAGGCCAUUUGAAGAAGUACAAUUGAAAAAUCACUUCCAGCUGACAAACUUCCAUGAACUAUAUCAAACUCUUUCAAAGAGUGAACAGGAUUGGUGGAUAUUUCAAUAUUUGGCAGCCAGAAUGAAUGCCAGAGCAGAAAAGGCAAUUUCAGAAGAUGAAGUUUGCCCAAGAGGGUUUUUCAAACCAAUGUGUACUCUGAUUCAAUUUUCAAUCAAGCUGAAGAAAUUUCUCCUGAAUGAGAUGGAGCACAGCAGCCUAGAUUCAGGUACCACACUAUUGAAGGAUAUGAAAGAUGAUGUGCUUAGAAUGGUUAGAUUUAUUAUUGAACCAAAUUUAGAGACUGGUAUGAAAUUAUUUGAUCUCAAAGUCAUUGCUGGAAACACAUUUGCAACAUUAGACUUCAUCAUGGUCAGAUUUGGUUCAGGUUACAAAGAACCAGCACAAUUAGUAGCAGAUGACAAAGAUGCAGUAGAGUUUGGAGAAAAAAUGAAAUUACUCCGACUGACAACCAAUAUAUUUAUAUGGAAGAGUAUGGUCUUUGAUUAUGAUCACUACGUUUUGAAAUUUGAAGAUAAGAAUCACAAGAUACCAGUAAAUAACAAGGAGUGUACAAGCAAUUUUUAUUGGACAAAUUUGAUGGAAAACAUUGCAUCUUACAAAAGAACAAGACAUGUUCAAAUGAAUAAAUAUCCCAACUGGAAAGAAAAGAUGCAAAAGAACAUCUAUUACAAGCACAUCAUAGAAAUGUAUGAUCAAGAAUGCAAAGAAUUGGAGGCACAAUACAAUGAUUUUCAAGUAUCACAUUAUUGA